This is a messenger RNA of Rhizophagus irregularis DAOM 181602=DAOM 197198, 1353 nucleotides long. RefSeq lists its product as uncharacterized. The record is from RefSeq and is a predicted model, not a curated record. Gene Ontology annotation, biological process: unsaturated fatty acid biosynthetic process. Lineage: Eukaryota; Fungi; Glomeromycota; Glomeromycetes; Glomerales; Glomeraceae. Gene Ontology annotation, molecular function: oxidoreductase activity, acting on paired donors, with oxidation of a pair of donors resulting in the reduction of molecular oxygen to two molecules of water.
UUCAUUUUAAAAUAAAUAUGUAUAUAUAUAUAUAUCGGGAAAGUAUAAAAUAAACUGAUUCGAAUUCAUUUUUUGAUUUUAAAAAAAAAAAAUUUUUUUUCUUUUUUCUUUUUUUUUCGAUUAUCAUUUUCAUUAUAAUUUCAUUUGUAUAUAAAUUAAAAAGAAUAUGGCACCACCUAACACAGAAAAGCUUCAAUCUGAAUUAACACAUCGUCAAUCAUCAUCUGCAAUAAAAUUUGAACGUGAUUAUUUACCACCAAAUUUCACUAUUAAAGAACUUCGACAAACAAUACCACCACAUUGUUUUGAAAGAGAUACACUAAAAUCAUUUGGUUAUACUAUUAAAGAUUUGGCUAUCGUUGGGGCUUUAGCUUAUGCUGCUACUUUUAUAGACUCUCAUCUACCACUCGCUUUACGAUAUAUAGCAUGGCCAACUUAUUGGUUCUUUUGUGGGGCUUUUGCUACAGGAAUUUGGGUGAUUGCUCAUGAAUGUGGUCAUCAAGCUUUCUCCCCUUCGAAAAAAAUUAAUAAUACGGUUGGAUUUAUACUUCAUUCAGCUUUAUUAGUUCCUUAUCAUUCAUGGAGAAUUUCUCAUUCAAAACAUCAUAAACAUACUGGUCACGUGGAUAAAGACCAAGUCUUUGUACCUAAAACUAGAUCACUUUUAAGCUUACCUUUGAAAGAUGUAGAUACUCCGCAAAUGAAUCAUUCUGUACUUGAAGACACUCCUUUUAUAACUUUAAUAAAUUUAAUUGGUCAACAACUACUUGGUUGGCCUUUAUAUUUAAUAUUCAAUUGUUCUGGUCAAGUUUAUGAUGGUCGUUGGGCAAAUCAUUUUAAUCCUAAUUCACCUAUUUUUGAUCCUAAAAAUUUUACGGAUAUCAUUAUUUCAGACAUUGGUAUCAUUAUUGGUUUAUCAGCUAUCUUUUAUUUCUCUUAUAUCUAUUCUUUUAUUACCGUUGUUAAAUAUUAUUUGAUUCCUUACUUUAUUGUAAAUCAUUGGCUUGUCUUAAUCACUUACCUUCAACAUACUGAUCCUAAAUUACCUCAUUAUCGUGAAAAUCAAUGGAAUUUUGUUCGUGGUGCAGUUUGUACAGUUGAUCGUCAUAUUGGUUUUCUUGAUUCAAUCUUUCAUAGAAUUACUUCAACUCAUGUAGCCCAUCAUUUAUUUAGUACAAUGCCUCAUUAUCAUGCUGAAGAAGCUACAAUUCAUAUUAAAAAAGUACUUGGACAUUAUUAUAUUUUUGAUGAUACUCCAAUAUUUGAAGCACUUUGGAGAAGUUUUGCUUCUUGUAAAUUUAUUGAAGAUGAAGGUGAUAUCAUUUUUUAUAAAAAUUAAAAAGAAAAAGAAAA